UGGCUGACGGCCUUCAAUUACCUCAACUGCAAAAAUGAAACAGAAUUUAGAAACUGUAUUGUUCGGCUUGAAGGCCAGAAAAUCAGACACUACAAGAUUGAAGACAGAGGUAAUUUAAGAAACAUCCACAGCAGGGACAGGCCCAAGUUCUUUGAAAAGUAUCUCAGAGAUGUGAACCAUCUGUUCAAGAUUCAAGAUCGAGGAGAAGCAAUUGACUGGCUUCUUGGUUUAGCGGUUAGACUUGAAUAUGGAAAUAAUGCUGAAAAAUACAUGGACGUGGUACCUGAUAAUAUAAAAAAUGCUGACAAUGCAGCUAAAAAUGCAGAGCCAUUGAUCAAUUCCGAUGUAAAUAAUCUCGAUUUUAAGGCUGUUGUAAUGGCUUUGGCCAACCUUCUUCAGAUUCAGCGUCACGAUUACCUGAUAAAGCUUAAGGCAAUUCACAUUUUGGUACAGGAGCUCCUGAAAAAGGAUGCAGUUGCUAAAGCAAAUCAAAGAGGGCUUGCUGUUGCUUUAGACAAACAUAGUCUUGGUUUUGACACAAGAGAUGCAGUUCUGAACGAAGCUGCUCAAAUUCUGUGGUUGCUGCCUAUGGAAGAGCUCAGAGAGCUACAGACAAAAAUUCAUGAAGCCAUAGUAGCUGUUCAGGCAAUUAUUGCUGAUCCAAAGACAGACCACAGGCUGGGGAAAGUUGGAAGACAAAUAUUUUAUGAUUUCAGCUUCUCACCUACUUAG
This is a messenger RNA of Mirounga angustirostris (Northern elephant seal), 732 nucleotides long. Its product is annotated as RNA transcription, translation and transport factor protein-like. Gene Ontology annotation, biological process: tRNA splicing, via endonucleolytic cleavage and ligation. Gene Ontology annotation, molecular function: RNA binding. Gene Ontology annotation, cellular component: tRNA-splicing ligase complex. Lineage: Eukaryota; Metazoa; Chordata; Mammalia; Carnivora; Phocidae. The record is from RefSeq and is a predicted model, not a curated record. The annotation marks the transcript as partial. The transcript has a single exon.